Molecule: messenger RNA, 1348 nt
Organism: Saprolegnia parasitica CBS 223.65
Lineage: Eukaryota; Oomycota; Saprolegniomycetes; Saprolegniales; Saprolegniaceae
Exons: 2
Coding region: 41-1348 (435 amino acids)
Biological process (GO): proteolysis
Cellular component (GO): cytoplasm
Molecular function (GO): manganese ion binding; metalloaminopeptidase activity
Source: RefSeq, a predicted model, not a curated record
GGCCAUUCCUCGAAAGAGAACCACAGACGCAGAACGAACUAUGGUGCGCUACGUGGAGACGGUGGCCGCGCUGCCGUCCGAGAACACGCUCCCGACCGUCCUGCUCAUUGGCACGACCGAGACACCCGGCCUCGACCUUGUGCAGCGCGUCCUUGAGCACCUUGCUGGCGCCGCGCUCGAGCCCGCGACGCUGGCGCUCGUCGCGCAUGCGAUCGCCGAGCUCUCGCCGUCGACCGACAACGCGGCGUCGGCGCACCUCUAUGUGCCGCUGGACGACGACAAGAUGCUGAGCCUUGUCGUCGCGCAGCUCCCGACGGCGGUCUCGCGCCACAACUCGAAGGCGCGCCCGCAUGCGAUCAUGGCGCUUGUCAAGGCCCACGCCGCCGACGUUGAGGCGAGCACGGUCGUCGCGCUCUCGUUGCCCAACCACGCGGCGAAUUGGGUCGCGGCCGGCACGGCUGUCGCCAAGGCGAUGCCUGCCUACUUCCACAAGUCGACCAAGGCGCUCCGUGGCGUCAUCACGACGGGCGAGGGCACCGCGUUUGCCUCCGACAGCACGCUCGUGGUCUUUGACGAGCGCUUGACGCCCGAGCAGCCGUCGCGCGUGCUGGUCGGGAAGGGCAUCGUGUACGAUACCGGUGGUCUCUCGCUCAAGAUCUCGGGUGGCAUGGUCGGCAUGAAGGACGACAUGGGCGGCGCCGCCGGCCUCCUCGGCGCCUUCUUGGCGACGGUCACGUCGGGCGCCGCCGGCACCGAGUUUCCGUUGCACUGCAUUCUCUGCCUCGCCGAGAAUGCAGUUGGCCCGAACGCGACGCGACCGGACGAUAUCCACACCAUGUACUCGGGCAAGACCGUCGAGAUCAACAACACGGACGCGGAAGGCCGCUUGGUGCUCGCUGACGGCGUCGCAUACGCCAUCAAGCACUUGAGCCCGGCGUUCUUGCUCGAUAUGGCGACGCUCACGGGCGCGGCCGGUAUCGUCACCGGCGCCAAGAUCGGCGCCAUGUACGCCAACACGGACGACAUCGAAGCGUUUGGGUCGGCGGCCGGCAAGACGUCCGGUGACCUUCUGCACCCGGUGCCGUACGUGCCCGAGUUUUACCGCCCCGAGUACAAGAGCCCGGUGGCCGACAUGAAGAAUUUGAUGGCCAACACGCGCAACGCCGGCGUCUCGUGCGGCGGCCAGUUCAUCGCGAACCACAUGGCCGACUUUGUCGACGGCGACGGCCAGUGGAUGCACGUCGACAUGGGCUUUCCCGUCGCCCACGACGACCACCGCGCGACCGGCUACGGCGUCGGGCUGCUCAUGGCGCUCUUCACGGACCUCAACGCGUCGGCGACCUUCUAA